CUGCAACCAAAUCUAUUUCCGCUUCGCGAAGCACCACGCAUCCUCAACUCCAGUUCGUCCAAUUAUUGGAAUCAAAAACUUCAUUCUAUAUCUUACAUCUACCCGGAGCAUCACACUCUCAAAGUGCCCGUUAUUGCUCAGUCUUUUAUAUUGACUGACGCCUGCAAGUAGCCAGCUUCAGCGUUCCUCAACCUUGCAUAUUCAAUGCGACAUUGACAAGUCAUGACAUCUCUUGAAAUUCCCAUGAACGAUGAAUCGACAUCCCAUACACAUUCCCAACAGAUUCUUUCAUCCACAGAGCCAACGACUCAUAACCCGCAGUCAUCUUCUUCCUCCUCCAGCCUCGUUGCUCCAGCGCAGCUACACGUAUCUCAAGCAACCUCGUGGACUCGCAUGGACUUGGCCAACGAGGAAACUUCAGGGGCAGAGCAGGUCGAACUGGAAAAAUUGGACAGUUUUGAAGUGAAGCAUAGGAAAACUUCAACCGAGCAGCUGUCACUUAGCCCACCACUCACUCGCGUACCUACCACCGACCGUGACAGCACAAGCGCACGCAUCCUAACACCGCCACUGGAAAACGAGGAACAAGGUCUGGAGGAGGUAGACAUUGUGAACCAUGAAUGGCAUCCUCUUGCACGUGCAGAGUCAGCAGCCAUGGUUGAUGGCUUGUCUUUACACGACCGCGAUAGCCUCGGUAUUGGUUCAGAGACAGAUAAGAAACCUCGGAGGCGAACAAAUCGCAAACCAACACAUCUAAACCUUGAAUUUAGGGAGCCUUCACCUCAGCCUUGGGAUAUCAUCGAUCCGCCACUUGACAACCGUGCAGAAAAUGAAAGUUACUCGCCUCUAUUGUACCCGUCUCAGCAUACUGGGUAUGUCCUUAAUUUUACUUGAGUGAUUUUUGCCAUGUUGAUCUUGACUUUUCAACAUAGGCAUCGGCGACCUUUAAUCCCCCACUCAUCAUACUACUAUGGACCACCUCCAUCAGACUCGGCCUACGGAACGCCCCCAGUGGGACAAAUUGGUGUUCAUCAUCCUCGAGAAAUCGUACGCAUUGAAAGGGAUUAUGGUGGGGGGGAACUGACUCAGUUCUCUUCAAUAUAUCCUAUUGAACUUGAUGGCCGAGUACUGCGCGCUCCUAUCCACCCCUUAGUCUAGCUUUCUAACC
Molecule: messenger RNA, 1168 nt
Organism: Suillus discolor
Lineage: Eukaryota; Fungi; Basidiomycota; Agaricomycetes; Boletales; Suillaceae
Exons: 1
Coding region: 223-894 (223 amino acids)
Source: RefSeq, a predicted model, not a curated record